Messenger RNA from Diversispora eburnea, 681 nucleotides. NCBI's taxonomy places the organism in Eukaryota, Fungi, Glomeromycota, Glomeromycetes, Diversisporales, Diversisporaceae. The record is from the annotation of a GenBank genome assembly.
AUGAGUCGUAAUAAACUAACGUUAAAAACUGGAUCGGCUCGUGCCAAAACAGUUGGAAAAGCCACCAAUGCUUCAACGUCACGUACCAUUCGCGUUCGAACCAUGUCUCUUAGAGACAUUCAAGAAAGUUUCAAACCUAACCCUGCAUCACUUGAAGAAAUCUUGUCAAGUAAAUCAUCUAAUGAUGCUGACAGAAAAAGAUCGCAAACGUUGAGGUCCGGAAUUACACGUUCUUAUCGCGUUGAGAAGCCUCGUGAUUCAAGAACAUCUCUUUAUACUGGUGCAUUGCGUGUACCUCGCAAUAAUAAUCUGAAAAAAGAAAAUCGGAGAACAAUGGGUGGUAAUACAGUGGUUAUGCGUAGCACUUCUAAUAAAAAAAAUGAGAUUAGAAAAUCUUUAGCUGCCACAUCUUUAGCCAUACGCGAUACAAUGCUUGAAACAACUCAAAUGAUUAAACCUAUACAACGAAUUCCAUCCUCAAUGACUAGACGCAUGACUACAUCUAUAAUGAAUAAGGAAUCAGGAGUACCAACGAUUGAAAUGCAACAAUUGAAGAAAGUUACGAAAGUUUCAAAUGAAAAUCACCUUCCUACCGUUGAGCAAUUUAGGUUAUAUGAAGAGUUAGAAGAACUCGAAAAGCAGUUAGAAUUAGAAAUUUCUGAGGAUUUGGCUGAUAUAUAA